AUGCAUGGCCAGGAGACCAUCCAAGCACCUACAGACUUAGCAGACAGCCCCAGCAUAUCUUCCAAGGAAGAAACCUCAGCAGCAGACUCAGGUGAGCAGCUAAGUGACCAAGUCUCUCCCCCUUGGUUAACAGAACAGUAUCUUUUUGCCUGGUUCACAGCUUAGAACCCUAGAAACUGAACCCAGUAACCCCAGGUUAUUAGAUACCCACUGCAGGUUUGAAUUUGAUUAUGGAUACUCAUGGUAUCAGCAUCUCCCUGGUAUUCAGCUUCAUGGUUUUUCUGCCAGUGUCAGCCCCAGGGCCCUUGGGCAAGACACCUUCCAUGGUCCCCUUUCCUUCAGUGGGUCUACCUCCUGAAUGCAACAAGUUCAAGGUGCGUUGUCAGUUUGGUUCAGUCCCCAGUGUCUCUGGGUAGAUCUGGGAAUAUCACCUGCCCGAAACCCUGGAGAGUUACUGUCAGCCAGUUCAGACUACAAAUGAAAAUGCUGUGGCCCUCCAGAUCUUGUUGGACUACAGCUUCCAUCAGCCCCAGCAAGCAUGGCUAAUAUCCUCCCCAUACUGAGCCAGAUACUGACUCGGUUUAAGGCCCUAUACUCCAAAUGCCCUACCAUGCUAAUCCUUGAUGCUGACCCUGUCUUUGCUCUGCUGCUGCCAUCUCUAUGCCUAUAUUCACAGGUGAAUAAAGGAAAUGAAGUCUGUUGCUUAUCUUAGUGUCUUUCUGGCUGGCUUCCUGGUUUCAAGUCCCUUAGUGGAAGGUGAGUUUCUCCUGCCAACAGAGUGGAAGUUCUCUUGUGAUGGGACACUUCCUCAGAGCCAAAAGAUGUCAGACUCUCCUUGGGCCUCUUCAAAAAAAGAAGAAGUAUGAAUUGUAUCAGGGUCCUUGCUGUUUGCAGGAAAUACCCCCCGUGAAAUACCUUUGUUCUCUCCCCCCCCCGGGUCACCCCUCCUAGCAGUGCCCCUGGUGCCAAUUAAAGAAGCAAGGGGCGCUGAGUGCCUGUGGUUUGGAAAGCAAACUUCUCUCCGUCCUUGUCUCACUCCUCACAAUCAUUCCUGUUUUUCUUGUCUCUCUCCUGAGCAGUGAAAGCUGACACCUGUGCCAGAGAGUGGCUGCAAUACCAGGGCAAUUGCUAUGGCUAUUUUGAGACUCAGAUGACCUGGCAUGAGGCAGAGGUAAGCGGCCAGCUGGUUUUGCCUAAGUUAGGUAAAUGGCUCUCAAGAUAUGGAGGUCCAAAAGGAGGUUCAAUGUUGCUUUUCAUGGUUCUCCAUCCUUAUGGCAGCCGGAAGAAUCCCAGGAGACAGCCAGGAAACAGCUAGCUAAAGACAGGAAAGAAUUACAGUGGUACCUCGGGUUACAAACACUUCCGCUAGCCCGGAAGUAGUACCUCGGGUUAAGAACUUUACCUCAGGAUGAGAACAGAAAUUUUGCGGCGGCGGUGCAGCGGCAUUGGGAGGCCCCAUUACCUAAAGUGGUACCUCAGCUUAUGAAUGGUUUCAGGUUAAGUACAGACCUCUGGAAUGAAUUAAGUUUGUAACCAGAGGUACCACUGUAUUAUCCCUUUGUUUUGUUUUAAUGGGGUGCUGCUGCCUCUGCCAUCCUCCCGACAUCACAGCCCCUAUGUGGCAUGGCUGCUUGUUGUCUCUGGCAGUCUUUCAAACCACCUCUCUCCUCCCUGCAGAUGUGUUUUCCUGAUGGCGGCAGCAGUUAUUCUGGGAGUUGAGCUGAAGCUUGGGUCCAUAUCGUGGUGGGUUGAUGCAAUGUGUGGAUCCCACAGUGCCCAGUGUUGGAAUCUUUAUCACAGUUGGUUUGGGAGGUUUGGCGACGAGCCCUUCCAUACAUCUAGGCCCUUGGCAGGUGUCUGACCUGACACUGUUCUUGAGGCAAUCUUGUGAAGCUGUGGAAAAGUCAAGGUUUUCCCUCAGGCUGGGGUGAGGAACCCUUUUCGGACUGAGGGCUGUAUUCCACCCUGGGAACCCCCGGAGGGCCACAUGACAGUGAUGGGCAGGGCCAGAGACAAAAGUGAAUUUUACCUUUGUAGUAUUUCUACACACCCUUCUCUAGCCAGGAAAGCAAGUGGUAUUAUCAGAGUUCAAUGAUACAUUCAAGCUAGGAAGAAAACACUUGGGGUGUGAAGUAGGGCCAAUGAGGGUGCUCACCUGGGAAGAGGGCAUGAGGCCUAAGAAUAGUUUUGUGGGCCGGAUAAAGUUUUUAAGGGCCCCCAUUCAACCUCUGGGCCUGAGGUUCUCAACCCUGAAAAGUUCCUUAUUCCAACAGCAGCAUGGAUGCUAUUAGCUCAGAGAUGGAUAGAAGACAAAUUCUCUACAAGAGAAGAAUGGCAAAUUAAAUUGUUUCACUAUGCUGAAAUGGCAAAAUCGACCAGAACACUCAAAGCCAAGAAGACCAUAACUUUAAUAAGGAAUGAAAAAAAUUAUAAUUUAUCUUGGGGACCACUGUACACUAAUGAAAACAUUAGCAGGAUUGCAAUAACACUUGUAAUGUAAUGGGUACUAUGGAGAUAAUAGAGCUAAAAAACAACUACAGAACCCUUGCAGGGGAAGGUGGGAAGUCCAGAGAUUUGGGGGAAUCUUUUAAUCGUAGCUGUGUGUUGUAAAAUCAAAUUUCAAAAAUUUCAAAAAAGGAAAGAAAAAGAAAAAGAAAAAUUCCUUGUUCAUCACAAUUCUUCUUGCUUUAAGCCACAUGAUGUCCCACGAAAGAGUAGCAGAAUGUGGAAAAAAACAGCCUUUGUUAUUGUCCUUGUCUAGAUCGAGUGCCAGAGUUACAGGCGUGGGGCUCACCUUGCUUCCCUCCUUACCCCCGCAGAGACCCUCGUGGUAGCCAAUCACAUCGCUGCUUACCAGACUGACAUCAGCAAUGUCUGGAUUGGUUUGCAUGACAUCCGACAUGUGAGUAUCUGGAAACUGCUACAUUUCUGCUCUGCCAGUGUUCUCCAUGGGAAAGGCACCUUCUAACAAACGUUGUUCACAUGGAGUGCCAUUGCAUCCCUAACGUCUUCCUCUCAGCUGUGAAUUUCGGAGGCCACUCCCUGUCAGCCAUAGAGGUUGCCUUGGGUGUUAGUAGUGGAUUUGUAAGGCCUGCCCAAUCAAUUUAGGGCUGUAGACAUCUUAGUUAUGGAACAGGUCCUCCAGUUUUGCAGUGCUAUGUGGACUACCAUGAUGUACAACUGUUAUUUAAUGGUUGAUGGGUUGUUUCUGGGUUGAUAGGCUCCAGGAUGUAGGGCCCAUGAACUGAGGUCAUAGGAGAACCAGUAUCCCUUCACCUCCAAACUUUUUUUUUUUUUUAAAUUAUUAAUAAUUUAUUUACAACAUAGUCCACAACAACUCAUACAUACAAACCCACCACCAUUGACAAUUUAAUUAUCAAAAUUAAACUCCUAUCCCUUUACAUAAAGAAAACAAACAUAAAAAUAAAAGACUUCCUUUAUCCUGUAAAUGGCCUCCUUAUUUACUUCUUGUAUACUGUUUCUUUUAUAUGUGAUUAUUACAAUUUUUCCUAGUUAUGACUUAAAAAAACACAAAGUCUCCUGUAGAAAUUAAUCGAAACAAGUCCGGGUAUAUAUUUUGGGGCACUGUUCUCUGCAUUUCCCCCAUUCUUUUUGAAAUUCUUGUCUGGGUUGUCCCCUUGGUUACUUUCUCUCGUCACUCUACAGAGUGGAAUAUGGAGGUGGUCAGAUGAGUCUACCUACAACUACAAAGCAUGGAUGCCAGGGGCACCCAACAACUUGGGGAAGGAUGAGUAUUGUGUUGAACUGAGGCAUUCUGUGAGAGAGGAAGUUGUUCCUGGUGAUGGCGCACCUGAGCAAAUAGCAGUAGGAGCCCCCAUGGGAAGUGCACAUGAAAUAAGAUGCCAUCCUGAAGAAAGAGUUCGCAGUGAACGUGCAGGUUAA
Podarcis lilfordi (Lilford's wall lizard) is the source of this 3903-nucleotide messenger RNA. Lineage: Eukaryota; Metazoa; Chordata; Lepidosauria; Squamata; Lacertidae. The record is from the annotation of a GenBank genome assembly.